AUGGAAAGUGAAGCAGUACCAGGAGCUGCCAGUCCUCCCCCCCGGGCUCUGCGGCACUUUAAGCCCUCACUGCCCUCACGGGGCUCGGCUGGACGGUCCCUCACUGCCCUCACGGGGCUCGGCUGGACGGUUCCUCACUGCCCUCACGGGGCUCGGGGACGGUCCCUCACUGCUCUUCCCUGGCAGGCCACGGGUCUCGGCGGCACUUUGGGCGAGGGCCGCGACGCGGAGCGGAUCGAGCGCAUGGAGCCCGUGCGGAACCGGCGCAUCAGGGUCACSUUCAAUGCCGACACUCACGCCAGCAUCCAGUGGAACUUCCGACCGCAGCAGAGCGAGAUCUACGUGGUACCAGGAGAGACUGCACUGGCAUUUUAUAAAGCAAAAAAUCCUACAGACAAACCAAUAAUUGGAAUCUCCACCUACAAYGUUGUCCCCUUUGAAGCAGGACAGUAUUUCAAUAAAAUACAAUGUUUUUGCUUUGAAGAACAGAGGCUAAAUCCUCAGGAGGAAGUGGACAUGCCUGUCUUUUUCUACAUUGACCCAGAGUUUGCAGAGGACCCUAAAAUGGCUAAAGUUGAUUUGAUAACCCUCUCUUACACCUUCUUUGAAGCAAAGGAAGGACAGAAGCUGCCACUUCCUGGAUAUCAGUAAAGGGCCUUCUCUACAAAAUGUGACUUCUGCUACACCUGAGUGCCAGUUUGGAGGCCAGUUUUCCUUSGGAGAAAAAACUGCAGGAGUACCAUGCAGAAUGAAAUUAUAUUAUUAAACCACCAAGGGUACAUGUUAUUAUGAAAGUAUAUGUAAAUAUAUAUUUUUUUUAAAACCAAUUUAAUGUAUCCCUGUUUCUUAGGGAAUAGUAUUUCUUCUUCAUCAGACAGUGGAAGGGAACACACUGUUCAUGAAAUAGAGAGGGUUUUCUCAGGCCACCUUUUUGUAAGAUGUUUUCUGAAUACUGUGAGGCAAACUUUGCACCCAAGUGUAAAUUAAGAUCUUCAUGUAARUACAGAAGAAAAAAAAUCAGUUGAUUAAGCAUCUAAAAUUCCAUUGUUGGCUCCAAAGAAUAACUUGCAUGUUAAAUUACUGUAGAAAAAGGUAAACCCAGAUAACAAAUUAAGGUAAUCUCCUAACUAAACAAAAUUAGAAUGUAUUUGUGUGUGAGUAGAGGAGGAUAUGAUGAUUCAGGAGGUGAUGCACCCUCUCAUGUUAUUACUGAAUCAGU
Molecule: messenger RNA, 1219 nt
Organism: Malurus melanocephalus (red-backed fairy wren)
Lineage: Eukaryota; Metazoa; Chordata; Aves; Passeriformes; Maluridae
Product: cytochrome c oxidase assembly protein COX11, mitochondrial
Exons: 4
Coding region: 1-651 (216 amino acids)
Cellular component (GO): mitochondrial inner membrane
Molecular function (GO): copper ion binding
Source: RefSeq, a predicted model, not a curated record